Brassica napus (rape) is the source of this 1424-nucleotide messenger RNA. Its product is annotated as WAT1-related protein At3g28050-like. The transcript has 7 exons. Gene Ontology annotation, molecular function: transmembrane transporter activity. The record is from RefSeq and is a predicted model, not a curated record. Bases 185 to 1288 code for a protein of 367 amino acids. Lineage: Eukaryota; Viridiplantae; Streptophyta; Magnoliopsida; Brassicales; Brassicaceae. Gene Ontology annotation, cellular component: plasma membrane.
GAAAAUCUAACUUUCACCCACUCACACUAUUAGCACUUUCUUCCUUUUCUUCCCAAAAGAAAAAAAACAAAACAACUCUGUUUCUCAUCUUUACAUCUCUCGUUUCCAAAAAAAAACUUCUUCGAAUCUCCAAAUAGAAAAUAAAUAACAGAGUGAGGAAGAGAGAAGAGACGAGAGAGUAGAGAUGACGCGAAAAUAUUUUCAGAGAGAGGUGUUGCCGGUGACGGCGCUGGUAACAAUGGAAUGUGCCAACGUGGCCUUAAACACUCUGUUCAAGGCAGCCACUUUACAAGGCAUGGGGUUCCAUGUCUUCAUCGUUUACUCUUAUGGUCUCGCUGCUCUUCUUCUCCUUCCUUCUCUUUUCUUCUCCUACAGAUCAAGAACGCUUCCACCGAUGAAUUUCUCAAUUCUCUACAAAGUCGUGCUUCUUGGGUUAAUUGGAUGCUGCUCAAACAUAAUGGGCUACACAGGCAUUAACUAUAGCUCUCCAACACUUGCUUCUGCAAUCAGCAACCUCACUCCUGCGUUUACCUUCUUGCUGGCCAUCCUUUUCAGGAUGGAGAGUGUAUCUUUCAAGAGAACAAGUAGUGUGGCUAAAAUGUUAGGAACCAUAGUCUCCAUUGGAGGAGCAUUUAUUGUGACUCUUUACAAUGGUCCUGUGGUGAUCAAUAUGUCACCACCGUCCAUUUCUCUGAGAUCGCAAUCUCCAAACCACGAUUGGAUCAUUGGUGCGGCUUUUCUUGCCGUCGAGUAUUUCAUGGUUCCGUUGUGGUAUAUUGUUCAGACUCAAAUCAUGAGAGAGUAUCCAUCCGAGUUCACCGUUGUUUGCUAUUAUAGCUUUGGAGUGAGCUUUUGGACCGGGCUGGUCACGUUGUUCACUGAAGGGAGUGACUUGAGUGCAUGGAAGAUAAAACCAAAUAUAGCUUUAGUAUCAAUCGUUUGCUCGGGAUUGUUUGGAUCUUGCAUAAACAAUACAAUCCACACGUGGGCGUUGCGGAUCAAGGGACCUUUAUUCGUUGCAAUGUUCAAGCCUCUGUCCAUUGCCAUUGCCGUCGCAAUGGGCGUGAUAUUCCUCCGGGAUUCUCUUUACAUCGGCAGCUUGAUAGGGGCAACGGUAAUAACGAUCGGGUUUUACACGGUGAUGUGGGGCAAAGCUAAGGAAAUGGCCUUAGUCGAAGAUAACAACAAGGCUAACAACGAGGAUGCUAACGAAGCUGACCUUGAUUCUCCAUCAGGUUCACGGAAGGCUCCUCUCUUGGAAAGUUACAAGAACGAUGAGCAUGUAUAAGUAUCAUCAACCAGUUAAUACAGCUCUCUAUAUUUGUGUGUGUAUGAAAAUUUGAUAUGUAAAAGUCUUUUAAUUUAUUUGACGAUACAAAUGUGAUCUUUAAUUUUAGGAAUCAAGUUUCUUCUAAUCACAAUUA